Hevea brasiliensis (rubber tree) is the source of this 2319-nucleotide messenger RNA. RefSeq lists its product as uncharacterized. NCBI's taxonomy places the organism in Eukaryota, Viridiplantae, Streptophyta, Magnoliopsida, Malpighiales, Euphorbiaceae. The record is from RefSeq and is a predicted model, not a curated record. Bases 1 to 2319 code for a protein of 772 amino acids. The transcript is spliced from 5 exons.
AUGUCUCAAUUCCAAGAGACAAGUGGUAGUAGUGGAGGUAAUGAAGAAAAAAGGGAGUUUCUUGAUGAUCGAGUUUUUAAAGAAUCCGUAGCACAAAGCUUUGAAAGGAUGAAUUUGCAAAUGAAUGACUUUAGAGAUGAAUUGGAUGUAUUGAGGGGAAUGAGAAAUGAGAUGACCAGGUUUAUGGAAGAGAUGAGAAGGGACAGAGAAGAUAGAAAUAGGAGGAAUGAUGGGGGAGCAAAUGUGGGAAAUCAGAAUAGAAAUGAAGGUAGAUUUCAAGCAAAACAUAGGAAUGAAGGGUAUGAAGAAGCUGAAUGGAAUGAUGAUGAGUAUGAUGAAGCUUAUGACUAUGGCAACUACCAUUAUGGUGGAAGAGGGUAUAGACCACCUAGGGGUAGAGGGCCUAGGGGAAGAAGGGGUGGCAGAAAUUUUAGGUUCGGUGAUCAUUGGGAUAGAGAUGGGAAUGAGGAGAGAGUUGAUGGGAAUUUAGCUAGUAUAAAAAUGCAAAUUCCACCUUUUCAUGGGAAGGAUAAUCCAGAUGUUUAUUUGGAGUGGGAGAGACAGGUGGAGUUGAUUUUUGAGUGCCAUCAUUAUUCUGAAGAGAAGAAAGUGAAGUUAGCAGCUGUAGAAUUCAAAGAGUAUGCAAUUGUAUGGUGGGAUCAGUUGUUAAGUAGGAGGAGGAGAAAUGGGCAACAAACCGUGGAAACAUGGGACGAAAUGAAGGGAAUCUUGAGAAAUAGGUUUAUUCCACCUUACUACCAUAGAGAGCUGCUUCAAAGGUUACAAAAACUCACUCAAGGUACUAAAAGUGUCGAAGAAUACUACAAGGCCAUGGAGAUAGCUUUGAUUAGAGCUGAUGUUGAGGAGGAUCGGGAAGCUACAAUGGUUCACUUUUUGAAUGGGUUAAAUCCUGAAAUUGCUAAUAUUGUGGAGCUGCAACCUUGUGUGCAGGUGGAGGAUAUGCUACAAAUGGCACUGAAAGUGGAGAAACAACUAAAAAGGAAGAAUGUGGCUAGAUAUGCACCAGCCAAUCAUUCGGCUCCUAGGAAAAGUGAAGAGGAAAGGGAGGAAGAAUCUCAUAAUGUUGAUGAGCAUGAGGAUGAUUGCUACGAUGAGGGAGAUCAGCCACCUAUGGAUGGCAAUAUCCUUGUUACCAUGCGCACACUUAGUGCACAAGUGAGUAUGGAGUGUGGUGAUGGAAUGCAAAGGGAGAACAUCUUCCAUACUAGGUGCUUGGUGAAUGACAAGUUGUGUAGUGUGAUUGUAGAUGGUGGGAGCUAUUGUAAUAUGGCUAGUUCACUCUUGGUGGACAAGUUGGGUUUGCCGACUACUACACAUCCAAAACCAUAUGGCUUGCAAUGGUUGAAUGAUUGUGGGAAGUUGAGGGCUACAAAACAGGUGAUGGUGCCAUUCACCAUUGGCAAGUAUCAUGAUGAGGUACUUUGUGAUGUUGUGCCUAUGGUUGUUACGCAUCUUUUGUUGGGCCGUCCAUGGCAGUAUGACAGAAGUGUUGUGCAUGAUGGUAGGAAGAACAGGUACACGGUCACUAAGGAAGGUCGAACAUACUCAUUGCUUCCUAUGACACCAGCUCAAGAAUAUGAAGAUGUCUUCCCGAAUGAGUUGCCACCAGGAUUGCCACCUAUUAGAGGAAUUGAGCACCAGAUUGACUUAGUACCUGGAGCACAAAUACUGAAUAGACCAGCAUACAGAACAAAUCCUAAAGAAACAAAGGAGUUACAAAGGCAAGUGGAGGAGCUUAUGGAGAAGGGCUAUGUUAGGGAGAGCAUGAGCCCAUGUGCUGUUGAUGAAGAGAAAAUCAAAGCCAUUAGAGAUUGGUCAAUUCGUAAAAAUGUGUCUGAGGUUAGGAGUUUCCAUAGAUUGGCUAGUUUCUAUAGGCGAUUUGUGCCUAAUUUUAGUACAAUUGCUGCUCCUUUGAAUGAAUUGGUGAAAAAGAAUGUUGCAUUUGAGUGGAAAAAGAAACAUGAACAUGCAUUUUCUGAACUUAAAGAUAGAUUGUGUUCUGCACCCUUGUUGAGUUUGCCAGAUUUUGAUAAGACUUUUCAGAUUGAAUGUGACACAAGUGGUGUAGGAAUUGGUGUUGUUCUCAUGCAAGAGAAACGACCAAUAGCAUAUUUUAGCGAGAAAUUGCAUGGAGCUGCCUUGAAUUACUCUACUUAUGAUAAGGAGAUGUAUGCAUUACUUAGGGCCUUGGAAACUUGGCAACAUUAUUUGUGGCCUAAAGAGUUUGUCAUACAUUCAGAUCAUGAAUCAUUGAAGCAUAUUAAGAGUCAAAAUAAGUUGAGUAGAAGAUACCCAUAA